Molecule: messenger RNA, 560 nt
Organism: Paramecium sonneborni
Lineage: Eukaryota; Ciliophora; Oligohymenophorea; Peniculida; Parameciidae
Source: the annotation of a GenBank genome assembly
AUGAAUAACAAAAUUAUAACGGAGAAAUAAACUAUCCUCCCUUUGAAUACCAUUCUUCAAGAUUUUGAUGAAUUCCUAUAGAAACAACAUCAUUAAGACAACAGUAUUGAGGAUUGUAAGACACUCGAUCGUUGGGCUAGAUAUACAUAAUCUAGUAAACGAUCUCUUAUGACUAGAAGAUUUUCAUAAAUAGAAGAUAACAAAUUAAAAACUGAUAACAUUAAAAUACAAUCUUAAAUAUUUACUCAAGAGGAUCUAAAUGAUGUUAAAGCUAAGAUUCGAUUUGACUAAAAAACUAAAGAAAUUGAAAAAAAUGCCAAACUAAAGUCUAGUCAUAAAGCAUUGGAAAUGUAAUUUCAUCUAAAUUAAAUAGAGUCAAUAUCUAAUAAAUUAAGGCUGAAGUUAGAUAAUAAUUAUGUACGAAAAAGAAAAAAAGUUCACCAGUUAGAAUAGUAAAAAAUACAUAGCAAAAAGAGAAUAGAAGUAAUAAAAAUAAAUGUUAAUAAUGUAUACAAUUAUUAUUAAUGGGAUUGCCUACUAAACAUUGUAUUAAUCACUGA